Lucilia sericata (common green bottle fly) is the source of this 481-nucleotide messenger RNA. Its product is annotated as sex-lethal homolog. Gene Ontology annotation, molecular function: RNA binding. Gene Ontology annotation, cellular component: spliceosomal complex. The transcript has 3 exons. The record is from RefSeq and is a predicted model, not a curated record. Gene Ontology annotation, biological process: positive regulation of mRNA splicing, via spliceosome. Lineage: Eukaryota; Metazoa; Arthropoda; Insecta; Diptera; Calliphoridae. The annotation marks the transcript as partial.
CGGCGAACGUAUGUGGCGUAUGAGUCAUUCUCUACCUUCCGGCAUGUCACGUUAUGCGUUUUCACCACAGGACACAGAUUUCACCUCAUCGUAUCCAGGUCCCUCAGCAAUGAAUCAUCGCGGUGGUCGUGGCGGUGGUUAUAAUGAUUUUUCAGGUGGUGGCAGUGCCAUGGGCUCAAUGUGCAACAUGGCACCAGCGAUUAGCACAAAUUCGGUGAAUAGCGGGGGCGGCGAUUGUGGUGAUACACAGGGCUGUAAUGGUACGAAUCUAAUUGUGAAUUAUUUGCCUCAAGAUAUGACAGAUCGUGAACUGUAUGCAUUAUUUAGGACGUGUGGUCCUAUCAAUACCUGUCGUAUCAUGAAAGACUAUAAGACUGGCUACAGUUUUGGUUAUGCUUUUGUUGAUUUUGCUUCCGAAAUUGAUGCCCAAAAUGCGAUCAAGUCAUUAAAUGGUGUUACAGUAAGGAAUAAACGUUUAAAG